CUUCUGGAGGCACUGUAAGAAUAUCAUUUACUGCCGUCUACAGCAUAGUUGUCCCAUGUUCUAUGGGAACUAUGACAACUAUGCUGCACAUGGCAGAAAUGCAUGUAGGAUCUUCUAGAAGUACUGCGAGAGGAACCCCUGGAAGAGUAUCGUGGAAAUAUAAAAAAAUGUUGGCAAAAUUCUGAAAUCAAUUUUCAAAUUUCUAAAUUAAAGAAAGGAAAAGGAGGACGUUUUAGUUCCUGGAAUAUGGGAUUUCCCAGAAGUUGUUAGAAGUAUUUUAUUCUGGGAAAAAAUCUUGGCGUAACAUGUCUGUACCUUGCUAUACAACACCUUGUAUCCUACCUUUGUAUCAUACACACACUACCAGAAAUAAACAGUUUUUGAUUGACUCGUAACUUGUUUACAUAGGAAGGAUACUGCAAGAUGACGUCACGAAGCCGUGCACUGACAGUUCAGCGAGCUUGUUUACAUGGACUUAGUCUCUGGCGGAGAUCCGGCAAAACUGUUUUUCGAUACAACUUCAGUAAAACGGUAAUUAGACGAUUGGUUUUGUAUUAGUAGAGUUGAAUAUAAUCGAUAUUUCCUUAUCAUAAUGGUUUCGGGACGUAAAACGUAAAUUUAAUUUUCGUCGCUCGUUAAAAAUUCUAACACCUUGUAAACAAGCUCGCUGAACUGUCAGACAAAGUGAGGUUAGAUCAGGUGCUUGCAGUACCCUAUGGUGUCAGAAGGAACCGUGUCGUGAAAAUUGUUUUAAUAGAUAAAUGCGGUAAAAUCGCAGAAAGAAACAACUCGACGAUGGAGAUAACGUGCCAAUUAUUCGACGUAGAGAAAAAUUCGGGAGUCGGCCGGCGUGAAAACGUUUAAUUUCGUCAAACAAGAUUAUCCACCAAGAGAUCUAGUAAGAUGGCGUCGUCUGCCGAAGCCCAUCGUGCUGGGGGAAAACACGGAAGAGUUGGAUUCGGCAAUAUUCAUUAUGCGUGACCGCAUCACAGCUGUCAGAAAAGUCAGAUGAAGUGCCAGGUGGCAGCGUUCAUGAGUGCGAUUGGGGAAGACUGUGUGCGAAUUUUCGAUACUUUCUGCCUGCGUCCUGAUGAAGAAAACGACGUCGAAGUGAUCAAAACAAAGUUUGAUGAGUAUUUCACACCCAAGUCGUGCAUUAUGUUCGAACGGUAUAACUUCAAUCAAAAAUCGUUCAGCAAGAAGGCGAAAGUUUGUCAGGGGAUCCUAAUUUACUACCCAAACAAUGCGGGGAAUCUGUUUCUAAUAGAGUAUCGCGUGGAAAUGAGACUCUUGUGUUUGAGUAUCCCUGGAUGGCGGUUAUACGGUACAUGGAGAAGGGAAGAAUCGUGGACCGUUGCGCUGGAACACUAAUCAACGAGCGGUACAUCCUAACAGCAGCACACUGCAUCAGAAAUGAAAAUCUGCACAGCGUUAUUCUUGGAGAGCACACCAAAGGUCAGGACAGAGAUUGCAACAAAUAUUACGAUUUUAAGGGAAUGCUUGAUCAUGAUCAGACGGAUUGUGCUGAACCUGUUGAAGAAUUUGGCAUUGAAUCGUUUGAAUAUCAUCAUGAUUUUAAUCGGCCCAGGUUCAGCAACGACAUAGGACUGCUACGGUUGAAUCGCAGUGUAAUUAUGAAAGAUCAUAUCAAACCGAUCUGCUUGCCAGUUUUAUCCGAGCUUCGAAAUAUGGCGCCCUUGAAUAAGUACAUCGUGACCGGUUGGGGAACGACGGAGAAUGACAACCCCUCGGAUGUACUGCUCCAAGCCGUUCUGCCACGAGUAAGUAAUGGAGCUUGUCAGGAGAGAAUCGAUCGAUCGCGGCUCAACAUUCAGCUAGGCAGCAAGCAGAUGUGUGCUGGAGGUAAAAAUAAGGUCGAUACGUGCAAAGGAGAUUCCGGUGGACCGCUGAGAUUCUUUGCGAAUCAUGAAGAAGGAACUCGAUUCGUACAGUUUGGCAUAGUCUCCGUCGGGACAGCAUCUUGUGGACAACAAAACGUGCCCGGGGUAUACUGCGUCGUGGCUGAUUACAUGGAUUGGAUACUGGACAAUAUGCAGCCCAGCUUUUGAUCAUGACUAUUUGGGUUUAUUUUUCGAUGGAUACAAAAAUCAACGUAGUGUAUUAUCUUAACAAUACUGUAUCUUGGCGUGUAUACUUCUAUAUGCAACUUUCAACAGGGAUAAAUUUGAUAUUUAGAAUAUAACAAAUAAAAUAUGCACUAACUUAAACCAUCAAAAUGCAUGAUAUAACAAGCGAAUAUUUCAAGACACGAAAUCCUUAUUAUGUACUAGUUUAUUUGUGGAUGCAGUAGCGCCCGUGGCAAGUUUUUUUUUCAAUAUAAACGGUUCAUGUGUAAUUUACGCUUGUAGAUUUUAAAUAAGAAAAGCAUUACCUAUUUCUACGUUUUGAAUAGAGUUUUUUUGGUGAAUUCAAUGCAGCUUAUAUUUACAUCUGAAAAUACUUCGGUGAAGUCACCGGACAGACAAACAAGGCUAUCUGUGUUAUUUCCAGUAACUGCUGCAUUCGGUUGUCUAAGAGUGACAGAUUCUUUUCUGCAUUAAAAAAAUCAAAAUUUUUAGCGUCUGUUGUCUGUGUGUGUGUGUUUUUUUUUUCAUCAAAUGCUGAGUCUGGUUGUCAAAGGUUGUCACUGGUUUUGUUUUCUGCAUCCGAUACUAAAAAACAAUUAAACUGUCAAAUAUUUAAAAAAAUCAAAAUUUACAACGUCUAUUGUUUGUGAUUUUUCAAUGCUGUGUCUGUUUGUCUAUGGUUGCCACUGGUUUUGUUUUCUUCAUCUGACAGUAAAAAAGCAUCAAAGUGUCAAAUUAAAAAAAAAUCGAAAUUUCCAACGUCUGUUGUCUGUGAUUUUUUUCAUCGAAUGCUGUGUCUGGUUGUCACUGGUUUUGUUUUCUUCAUCUGACAAUAAAAAGCUUAAAAGUGUCAAAUUAAA
Messenger RNA from Aedes albopictus (Asian tiger mosquito), 2947 nucleotides. RefSeq names its product serine protease grass-like. The coding region runs from base 1311 to 2069 and encodes 252 amino acids. The record is from RefSeq and is a predicted model, not a curated record. Gene Ontology annotation, biological process: proteolysis. Gene Ontology annotation, molecular function: serine-type endopeptidase activity. The transcript has 4 exons. NCBI's taxonomy places the organism in Eukaryota, Metazoa, Arthropoda, Insecta, Diptera, Culicidae.